CGCCGCAACAACAUUCAACCCAUUAAACCCUCGCCAUUUUCUUUGCCUUUCCGAAACCUUUGCAACGGGAAAAAUGGCAAAGCGUAAAUUGGCCGCUUUGGAGAAGGUCGAGGCAGAUUUGCCCAACCUUCAGCAAAAGAUUCGCCGAGAUUCCAAAUCAUAUAUAGAAGAUUUUCGGGCGCAAUACUAUCAAUAUGAGAGUCAUCGGGAAAUUUUCAUGGCAGCGCCGACAUCCACAGAAGCCGGGAUUAUAUCUUUGCAUGACCUUAUAGACUUUAUUGCGCAUGUCGCAGACUGCUAUCCGGACAUUACAAAAGAUUUCCCACAGCAAUUGAUGGAUAUGCUCAUGCAGUAUCAUGUCGAUCUUACUCCAGACCUUCGCGAAAAAAUCGUGGGAAGCUUGGUGCUUUUGAGGAAAAAGGAAAUCAUAGACUCCGUUGCACUUCUUCAUACUUUGUUCCCGAUUCUCGUGUCUACUCCGAGCAAAACGCUACGCGAACUGUUAUUCCAAAAAAUCCUGUCAGAUUUGCGGACCUCGAAUGCGAAAUUGACGAACCACAAGUUGAACAAGGCCAUGCAAACCGUCUUAUUCAAUUUGGUAACGUCGGACCGUGAAUCUUCAAAGGCCUUGUGGGCCAUCAAAAUCACUAGGGAACUAUGGAAACGACAGAUCUGGACCGACGCAAAGACAGUGGAAAUCAUGAAAGAGGCAUGCCUAGCCAAUAACGAAAAGGUCACAGUCGGAGGUGUGAGGUUCUUUCUUGGUGGUGAUAAAGAGAGAGAAGAGAUGGAAGACGAGAGCAGUGAUGAUGACGGUAUUGAUGUUGCCAAAAUCAAACAUCAAGCAGGAAUCAACAAAAAGACGAAAAAGAAAUCACGUCAGGUUGAGAAGGCCGUUGCGACGGUCAAAAGGAAAGAAAGGAAGAAGAAGCAGCCUCACCCACUGAACUUUUCAGCUUUGCAUCUACUACACGACUCCCAGGGAUUCGCUGAAAACUUAUUCUCAAAACACUUGCAGAAUACCAGAUCGAAAUUGAAUCUGGAGCAAAAGCUUCUAGUGCUACAGCUUGUUUCUCGUCUGAUUGGCUUGCACAAGCUUACACUGGUUCACUUUUACUCCUACUUUCAGAAAUAUCUCACUCCCCGACAACCUUCAGUCACAUCUUUUCUAGCAUCCCUUGCGCAAGCGACGCAUAACCUUGUGCCUCCAGAUGUGCUUGAGCCGUUAGUUCAAAAGAUUGCAAACGAGUUUGUCUCUGAGGCUUCCGCAGCCGAGGUGGCUUCAGCUGGUCUAAAUGCAAUUCGAGAGAUUUGUGUCAGGCAACCUUUAGCUAUGGACGAGACUUUGUUGCAAGACCUAGUUUUAUACAGGAAGAGCAAAGACAAAGGUGUCAUGAUGGCUGCGAAGGGUCUCUUGGGACUUUAUCGUGAUGUUGGUGCUGAUAUGUUGAAACGACGUGACCGAGGCAAAGACGCAUCCAUGGCAUUGAGGUCUGGAGAGAGGAAAGAGAUUCGUUUCGGCGAGGAAGCUUUGGGUGAGAUUGAGGGCCUAGAACUGUUGGAAAAAUGGAAAGAAGAAGAACGCAAAAGAAAAAGAGCCGAACAAGGCCUUCCAUCUGACGGUGAUGAUGAUGACGAUGUGGAAGAAGACGAGGCAGCUGGCUGGGCUAACUGGGAUGUGGAGGAUGACGACAGCGAUGAUUCAGGGGGAUGGAUCGAUGUUGAAAGCGACGCAGAAAUUGAACUGAGUGAUUCGGAUGAGGAUAAACCGCGUACUAAGAAAGCAAAGCAGGCCUCUAGCGAAAACGCCGAAGAGACGGCGGAGCAAGAAGAGACCAAGAAACCCAGUAAUUACGCAACGACUCGAAUUCUGACACCAGCCGAUUUGGCCAAGUUGGCUGAGCUACGCUCCAAUGCUGCGGUGAAUUCGCUGCUCCCCAGCUCCAAAUCAAAACGCAUGCAAGCUGCGCAGAAGAGUGCUGAUCGGCAUGCCGAUGACCCUCUAACAGCUGCAGAGAUUGAAGGUCUUGCUUUACUCUCUAAAGGGAAGCUUACCCGAGAAGAGAAGAUUGCACACGCAAAGGAAUCUAAGACUGAUCGCGAUGAGUUCAAGAGUAAAACCGCACGCAAGAAGGAAAGGAAAGUCGAAGAUAGAAAGAGUACGACAAACAAGGAGAAGGCUAGGAAGAAGAAUUUCCUCAUGACGCUGGGAAAAGCAAGGAGCAAGAAUAAGCGCAGUCUUGUUGAGACUAGAGCAGUGUUGAAAGCUCAUCAUGAUAGACAGAAGAGGGGCGGCCGGCGUGGAAACAGAGGAUAGAAUUAAAUUCAUGUACAUAGGACAGACUUGUGGUUCAUAUUCAUAGAAUGAAUUCUGGGACUGAUAUCUAC
Molecule: messenger RNA, 2388 nt
Organism: Talaromyces proteolyticus
Lineage: Eukaryota; Fungi; Ascomycota; Eurotiomycetes; Eurotiales; Trichocomaceae
Product: SDA1 domain protein
Exons: 4
Coding region: 74-2317 (747 amino acids)
Biological process (GO): ribosomal large subunit export from nucleus; ribosomal large subunit biogenesis
Cellular component (GO): nucleolus
Source: RefSeq, a predicted model, not a curated record